Molecule: messenger RNA, 633 nt
Organism: Lasiodiplodia theobromae
Lineage: Eukaryota; Fungi; Ascomycota; Dothideomycetes; Botryosphaeriales; Botryosphaeriaceae
Product: Histidine ammonia-lyase
Exons: 1
Coding region: 1-633 (210 amino acids)
Source: RefSeq, a predicted model, not a curated record
AUGGACGAAAGCACUACCGCCCCCGCCGCCUCAUUCACCACCACCACUACCACCACUGCUCCCCACACCCCCAUCGCCACCGCCGCAACGGCCUUCCUCGCCAGCUACGCGCGGGCGAUGCACCUCGCCGAUCCCAGCACGUCGGCGACGAAGUCAACCAACAUCCCGCUCAUCGCGGCGGCGCUGGGCGCGCACUACGGCGCCGGGUGCACGGCCUACACGCUCAGCCACCGCGCCAGCCUCCCGUCGGCGGACGCGUGGGUGCCCGGCAUCGCGACGCACCUGGAGCGCUUCGACCGGUGCGGGCUGGGCUACGACAUCUUCCUCGCGCGGCACCGGGUCGAGCCCGUGAGCGAGGGCAGCGCCUUGUGCUGGGCGACGUGGCGGAUCAGGCCGCGUGCGGGCUCCGAGACGGAGGGGUGGGAGUGGGAGAAUGUUUAUGCGUACAGGAGGGCGCCUACGGGUACGGUGGGGGGUGGUGGUGGUGGUGGUGGUGGUGGUGAGGCGGGACGGAAGAUUGGUGGUGAGGGUGCCGACGCGUGGGAAAAGCCGGAGGGGUGGUGGGAGUUCAUCGUGAGUGAUAAUGAAAUUUCGGGCCUUUUGGCAAGGGUGCCGAAUUUCAUGGAGCUCUGA